AUGAGCCAUCAACGAUAUCCUUCGAUUGACCCCAAAGAACCACAUUCAGUCUCCUUAAAAGUCCUGAGACUCUCCCGACCCUCCCUCGUAGUUCAGCACCCCCUAAUCGCACCACUGUCCGCGCCAUCCGAUCAUGCGACGCCCAUACCCGCCUCCCUCGCGUACACCGCGACUAGCGACACGAAUCCAGAUUCGUUUCUGUUAACACCGAUCCUGAACCUGCCUCCCUCUUUCGGGUCUGCCUACAUCGGCGAGACGUUCAGCUGCACGUUAUGCGCCAACCACGAGGUCACGCCUAGCAUCGAAUCCCUAUCGGCUACGACGCCCUCCACCCCAAAAUCACCGCAAUUGACCCCAGCGCAGCCGCCACCCAAGAAGAAGUUCACGCGCGACGUGCGCAUCGAGGCCGAGAUGAAGACGCCGGGCUCGAGUGCGGUGCAGAAGCUCCCCCUGCUGCCCGCCGACCCGGCGCCCCCCGGUGGUAGUCCCGGCGGCGUCGGCACGGACCUCGACCCGGGCCAGACGCUGCAGAAGAUCGUUAAUUUCGACCUCAAGGAAGAAGGCAACCACGUCCUCGCCGUCACGGUGUCGUACUACGAGGCGACGGAGACGUCGGGGCGGACGCGCACGUUUCGGAAGCUGUACCAGUUUAUCUGCAAGGGGUCGCUGAUCGUGCGGACGAAGGUGGGGGCUCUGCCCGCUGCGGCUGGGGGUGGUGGUGGUGGUGCGGUUUCUGGCGAGGGGAAGAAUGGCGAGGGGAGGGGCGAGGGCAGACGCUGGGUCAUGGAGGCGCAGCUGGAAAACUGCUCCGAGGACGUCAUGCAACUCGAACGGGUAGGCUUAGAUCUGGAGCAGGGGCUCCGAUACCGCGACUGCAACUGGGACGUUAGUGGGAGUUCUAAGCCCGUGCUGCACCCGGGCGAGGUCGAGCAGUGCUGUUUUGUAGUCGAGGAGGUGGCGGACAAAGGUUCCCUGGUGGUGGAGGACGGACGGAUUGCGUUUGGCGUCCUGGGCAUCGGCUGGAGGGGCGAAAUGGGGAAUAAGGGCUUCUUGUCUACGGGCAAGCUGGGCACGAGGGCAUAG
Molecule: messenger RNA, 1083 nt
Organism: Anthostomella pinea
Lineage: Eukaryota; Fungi; Ascomycota; Sordariomycetes; Xylariales; Xylariaceae
Source: the annotation of a GenBank genome assembly